CCUGGGACGGGGCCUGCGGGGGAGAGGCAGCCCCUUCCCCUGUCGCUUCUCCCGACCCUUGGCAGCGCGGGCGCGGCGCCCCAGCAAACCCUGCUCCGGGAGUCCCGGAGUCCGCUUGACCAGGGGCUGCGGCAGCGAGAGGCCCUCUGUUCGCGCGGCGCCCCGCCUGCUGGCAAAGGCUCCGGCCAAUCGCGAAGCCUGCGGGCCCGGCCCCUCCCGCCGGUCGCCGCACGAGCUGGGGGCGGGCUGAGGGCAGGCAGAGCCGAGGCGGGCACGGAGAAGGACGCGCCGUCGGCGCCGGUGUUGGCCCUGCGCUUGGGGGCCGGCGCGAUGCAGCGGCCGAGGGAGCCGGGCGCCUGCCGCGCCGCGCACUAGAGAGCCACCCGGACGAGCGCAUCAGCGGCAGCAGCUCCUUUUCAGUCACCGCGGGUCUGCGCCAUGAGGUCGCCCAUAUUCUGGGCCCUGCUGCUCUUCCCUGCAGGGAUCCUUGCCCAGGGCUGCCCAACCGACUGCCAGUGCAGCCAGCCCCGGACAGUCUUCUGCAUCUCUCGGAGAAGCCACACAGUUCCCCAAGGACUGCCACAGGACACAGCUAACUUGUACGUGUUUGAGAAUGGCAUCCACUCCCUGCAUGAGAACAGCUUUACAGGCCUGCCAGCCCUCCAGCUCCUGGACCUCUCCCAGAACCAGAUCUCCAGCCUGCCCAGAAAUGUCUUCCAGCCACUGACCAGCCUUUCCAAUCUCGACCUGUCCUCCAACCAGCUGCAUGAGAUCAGCAAUGAGAGCUUCCAUGGACUGCGCUUUCUGGAGCGCCUCUACCUGGACCGCAACAAGAUCCGGCUGAUUCACCCACAGGCCUUUGAUUCCCUGGAGAGCCUGUUGGAGCUGAAGCUCCAAGACAACCAGCUUCACGUGGUGCCACCACUCCACCUGCCCACGCUCCUCCUCCUCGACAUCAGCCGGAACAGGAUCACCACCCUUGAGCCAGGCACCUUCCACAUCAAUAAGCUUGAGUCUCUGAAAAUUGCUGGGCUCAAUCUGGAUCACUUAGAUGAGGAGCUUUUGCAAAAACUCCACAACCUGCAUGAGUUAGACGUUUCUGACAACCUGUUGAGCAGGGUGCCGGGGGUCCUGAAGCAGCUGCGUGGCCUAACAAAACUCAGCCUGGCCGGGAAUGCCCAGAUCUCUCAGCUGCACUUGGAAGAUUUCCAAGAGCUACCCAACCUCCAAGAACUGGACAUCAGUAACCUCAAUCUCAACCAUCUCCCCAAGGACUUCUUCAGUGCCUUUCCCAGGCUCAAGGCAGUCACUGCUGCAGAGAACCCUUUCAACUGCAUUUGUCAGAUGAGCUGGUUUGUCAACUGGUUGAGCACCAGCAAAGCUUCGCUCCAGAAGCCUGAGGAGACCCGGUGCCAUUUCCCUCCCAAGAAUGCUGGUAGGCUGCUCCAGCACCUGGAGUACACAGAUUUUGGGUGUCCAACCACUACCACCACCACCACCGCUUUGAAAACCACCAGCCCGAGGCUUGCUACACCUGUUCCUAGCAGUGGACACAUCCCACCAGAGCCCAGCACAGCCAGCCCCACACCCAGGCCAGACAGCUCCACACUGACUCUCGUCACCACUCAAGAGGGCCAACCCAGUCCCGAGACACGUCUCUGCCCACCCUACACCUGUCUCAAUGGUGGUGCAUGCCAAGUAGAUGCCCACAAUCACUUGGAAUGUAUUUGCCCCAUAGGCUUCUUGGGCUUGCGCUGUGAGAUCAAAGCCCCAGUGGCAACUUUGCCAGCGGUCACCCUGGCACCAACUCAGCCCAAACAAAUUGCCAUAAAGCACAUUGGCAGCACCUCCCUUAAAGUGGAUCUGCAGAAUUACAUCCAGUCCAAGAGCCAGCUGAAAGGAAUACGGCUCACUUACAGUAAUCUCUCUGGGCCCGACAAGCGGCCAGUCACCCUCAACCUGCCGGCCACCUUGGCAGAAUACACAGUGCGGGAGCUGAGACCCAACUCCUCAUAUCACAUCUGCAUUGGGCCACUUGGGGACAAAGAUCACGAGGAGGACUUCUGUGUGGAGGCCCACACCCUGCACCUCACCCACCAGCAGCAUGCCCCCGUGACCCAAAGUAGGCACAUGAAUCUGACACUCAUGGUUGUGCCUGCCGUAACUGCUGUGCUGCUCAUUGUGGCAGCCAUCACCAGCAUCUUCUACUAUGUGCGGAGACGGAGGCGGCAGGGGAAAACACGAGCCACGCUGGGGGCCAGCUCCAGUCCACUGGAGCUGGAGGGAGUGAAGGCUUGCCUUGAGAAUGGAGACCUGGUUGGACAGGGCCCGAAACUGCCAGGGAAAACAGUGGCCCCAAAUGGCUUGGAGUAUGAAGUGCCCCUCAUGGAGCCGCAGUGCACAAGUACCUCCAUGCCCAGGGGACUGAAGCCUUCCUACUUUUAGGACCAAGAAUGGCAUCAUGAUUCAAGAGCUGGCUCUAGGACCAAUGGCAUGACAGGGAGCUGCCUCUUUGACUGCUGGAGGCUAACCUUCCAAUGUGUGAGGAAUGACAUCCAAAGAGGGGCACACUUAGGAAGCAGACAGCUCCCACUGGACUAUGGGCCUUACUUACCACCAGGGCCCCAGGAACCUGGAUCCACAGACAGCCCUUCUUGCCAGUUGCAUCUCUCCUAAGGCAAGGGGCCCUGCAUUUUUGCAGCGAAGAAGCCUUUUGCCAACUACAGCCGGGCCCCACCAGAGGUCAUCUAAAUGUGAUGAAGGAAUGAAGAACCAGGCAUCACAUGGCUAGGUGGUUGGGGAGGGGGACAAAGAGAGAAAGGAGGGCAUGACGGAGCUCCCUGGCUGAGCUCCUAGGGAAGAAAGCUUUAUGGACCUUUAGAGAGUAUUUAUAAUGCCAGAUUAUUUUCCCAUUUCUUCUGGGAAAUCUCUUUUCUAACACAGAUUGAGGUACUUUUGUAAAACCAGAUUAUAAAUGCUUUUGUACAAAAAAUAAAACAGUGUUUGUACAGUG
This is a messenger RNA of Eublepharis macularius, 3013 nucleotides long. RefSeq names its product vasorin (gene VASN). The transcript is spliced from 2 exons. Gene Ontology annotation, cellular component: plasma membrane. The record is from RefSeq and is a predicted model, not a curated record. NCBI's taxonomy places the organism in Eukaryota, Metazoa, Chordata, Lepidosauria, Squamata, Eublepharidae. Gene Ontology annotation, molecular function: protein binding. Bases 439 to 2445 code for a protein of 668 amino acids.